Aspergillus heteromorphus CBS 117.55 is the source of this 1472-nucleotide messenger RNA. RefSeq names its product proline iminopeptidase. The coding region runs from base 95 to 1447 and encodes 450 amino acids. The record is from RefSeq and is a predicted model, not a curated record. Gene Ontology annotation, molecular function: peptidase activity. Lineage: Eukaryota; Fungi; Ascomycota; Eurotiomycetes; Eurotiales; Aspergillaceae. The transcript has 9 exons. Gene Ontology annotation, biological process: proteolysis.
CGCGACCCCUCAAUCGCCCCGCGAGUUAUUCUUGCGAUCUCACAAACCCAAAUUGACCGAUUGACCGUCAGUGGGAGUCCCCGAAGUCGCAACCAUGGCUGCCAAAUUGAUCGACAGGCGCUUCCAUAACAUCCCAGGGAGGCUUCGUGUGGCGGAGCUUUUCUUUGACGUCCCCGUCAAUUACAGCGCCCCCGAUGCUGGCAACCUGAGACUGUUCGCCCGUAGUGUCCGUCGUCUGGUGACCCCUGUCGAACCCAGCGAUGACAGCAAGGACGAUAAGCAGCUCCCCUGGCUGGUGUACCUGCAGGGCGGUCCCGGCAUGGGGUGUCGUCCCCCGCAGGAAUACGGCUGGGUUGGCACGGCCCUUGACAAGGGCUACCAGGUCUUGUUCCUGGACCAACGUGGUACGGGCAUGAGCUCGACCAUCACGGCGGGCACGCUGGCUCGCCAAGGCAAUGCCAUUAAGCAGGCAGAGUACCUGAAGAACUUCCGCGCAGACAACAUUGUGCGCGAUUGCGAGGCCAUCCGUCGCUGUCUCAUGACGGAUUACCCCGAGGAAAAGCGGAAAUGGAGCAUUAUCGGCCAAAGCUUCGGAGGGUUCUGCGCCGUGACCUACCUUUCCUUGUUCCCAGAAGGUCUAGCCGAGGCUUUCAUGUGCGGUGGACUUCCUCCCCUCGUGAAUGACCCCGAUCCGGUGUACGCACGCACAUACGAAAAGGUCAUCGAGCGGAACAAGGCCUACUACGCCAAGUUCCCCGAGGACGUGGAACGAGUCAAGGAGAUCACCCAAUACCUCAAGGACAAUAAGGUUGCCCUACCGACUGGAACGUUGACCCCGGAGCGGUUCCAGCAACUGGGUAUUCUGUUUGGCAUGCACGGUGGCCUCGACGGCAUCCAUGAUCUCGUGCUCCGUGCCUGGAACGACUUGGACGUCUUCGGCUUCCUCACGCAUCCCACCCUCACCGCUAUCGACAGCUACGGCGGCAUGGAUAACAAUGUCAUCUACGCCAUCCUGCACGAGGCUAUCUACUGCCAGGGAAAACCCUCAAACUGGUCCGCAGACAGAUACCGUGCAUCCAACCCCAACUUCCAGAUCAACUCCACGCAACCCGAGAUCAUCUUCACAGGUGAAAUGAUCUACAAAGACAUGUUCACCUCCUACACGGAACUCUCGCAAAUCCGCGAAGCCGCCGAAAUCCUCGCCAGCACAUCCGACUGGACCCCGCUGUACGACGAAGCGCAACUCGCCAGGAACGAGGUGCCGGUGUACGCCGCGACCUUUAUCGACGACAUGUACGUGCACUUCGACCACGCGCAGAACACGGCCGCCAAGAUCAAGGGCUGCAAGCAGUUUAUUACGAAUGUUAUGUACCAUAAUGCGAUUCGGGCGAAGCCGGAUGAGCUUAUUGGGCAGUUGUUUGCGUUGAGGGAUGAUACGAUUGAUUAAUUGAUUAGGUUUAGGUGGGUUUAGG